Messenger RNA from Pelobates cultripes (western spadefoot toad), 192 nucleotides. NCBI's taxonomy places the organism in Eukaryota, Metazoa, Chordata, Amphibia, Anura, Pelobatidae. The record is from the annotation of a GenBank genome assembly.
AUGGCGGACUCUCUAGGAAUUCAGCUCCAGAAUCCCACACCACUAACGGGAUACAGGGGAAGAGACCGCUCCAGAGACAGGGCUGCAUCCCCGCAUCCGGCCAAACAGAAAAGACCCCCCCACGCCAUAGAAGACAACACCGCUGCUAGACGUCAAGGGGAACAAUCCCCGCCGCACCGCUCAGGCCGCUAG